UACAUGGUUGCGACGUAAUUGCUAUUUCGAUUACUACAACGAGUUUCAUUGUGACGGGAGCUUCUGGCAAGUGCUUCUCCUCGUGCUUGAAUUAUUUUUAUAUGCAGCAAUGUACAGUGGCGCUAAAUUCACGGUUGUAGCUCCGUUUGUGGUAGCCUUUUUGAUCUAUAUGUGGAGAAGGCAUCAUUUAUCAACAUUUGCCAUCGAAGAGUUUCUUUAUAACCACAACAACCUUAUGCCUAUACGAUACUCAUACUCCGACAUUAAAAAGAUGACCAAAAACUUCAAGAACAAGUUAGGUGAAGGAGGCUAUGGCUCUGUAUUCAAAGGAAAGCUUCGCAGCGGCCGUCUUGUGGCGAUUAAGAUGCUGAGUAAUCCCAAAGGUCACGGACAGGAUUUCAUCAAUGAAAUUGCAACAAUUGGAAGGAUUCACCAUGUUAAUGUGGUACAACUGGUUGGCUUCUGCUUCCAAGGGUCAAAGCGUGCUCUUGUGUACGACUUCAUGGCUAAUGGAUCUCUUGACAAUCACAUUUUUUCUAAAGAAGAAACUGACUCCAUAAGUUGCGGGACGAUCUUCGAAAUUUCUCUUGGAGUGGCACGCGGGAUUGAAUAUCUACAUGGAGGAUGUUGUAUGCAAAUUUUACACUUUGAUAUUAAACCUCACAACAUUCUUCUAGAUGAGAAUUUUGCUCCAAAGGUUUCCGAUUUUGGGCUAGCGAGAUUAUGCCCAUUGGAAAACAGUAUUGUGUCUUUGACUGCGGCAAGAGGAACCUUAGGAUACAUAGCCCCGGAGUUAUUUUACAAAAACAUCGGAGGAGUCUCUUACAAAGCAGAUGUGUAUAGUUUUGGGAUGUUAUUGAUGGAAAUGGCGAGCAAACGGAAAAAUUUGAACGCGGUUGCAGAGCAUUCGAGCCAAAUUUACUUUCCGACAUGGGCUUACGACAAAUUGAGUGAAGGAAAGAGAAUAGAAGAGACGGAAGACAUAGUUGAAGAGGAUUCCAAAGCAAUAAAGAAGAUGCUAAUAGUAGCAUUGUGGUGCAUUCAGUUGAAGCCAAGUGAUCGCCCUUCGAUGAGUAAAGUCAUAGAAAUGCUCGAAGGAGAAGUUCAUUGCCUACAAUUGCCUCCAAAGCCUUCUCUAUGCCUUCAAGGGAAUCAAGUAGAGCAUGCUCAAGAGACAUUCCACCAAACACAGUCAUCAUUACCAUCAAAUGACUCGCUGACUCUACCAAGAUGA
Messenger RNA from Morus notabilis, 1234 nucleotides. RefSeq names its product rust resistance kinase Lr10. NCBI's taxonomy places the organism in Eukaryota, Viridiplantae, Streptophyta, Magnoliopsida, Rosales, Moraceae. The transcript is spliced from 3 exons. Gene Ontology annotation, biological process: protein phosphorylation. The record is from RefSeq and is a predicted model, not a curated record. Gene Ontology annotation, molecular function: ATP binding; protein kinase activity. The coding region runs from base 110 to 1234 and encodes 374 amino acids.